AUGACGGUCAAGUUCGUGCUCAUGGUGAACAAGCAAGGACAGACGCGGUUGGCGAGGUACACGGACACGAGCAUGACGACGGAGGAGAAGCGCACGCUCGAGGGAGAAAUCGUGCGGAAAUGCCUGGCGAGAGGCGAGCAGCAGAGCAACGUCAUCGACCACCGUGGAAUGAAGGUCGUGUACCGCCGAUACGCGUCGCUGUUUUUCCUCAUGGGGGUCGAUGCGGACGAGAACGAGCUGGUGGUGAUGGAGUUUGCACAUGCCCUGGUCGAGGCACUGGACAAGUUCUUCCGCAACGUCUGCGAACUCGAUAUCAUGUUCUACCUCAGCUCGGUGCACAUGAUCCUGGACGAGAUGCUGGCCAACGGGGCGAUCUGCGACACGAGCAAAGCGAGCGUCCUUGCACCUCUGACGCUGCUGGCAAGCCAUCACGAAUAG
Messenger RNA from Pedinophyceae sp. YPF-701, 438 nucleotides. The record is from the annotation of a GenBank genome assembly. Lineage: Eukaryota; Viridiplantae; Chlorophyta; Pedinophyceae.